Messenger RNA from Ipomoea triloba (trilobed morning glory), 1242 nucleotides. Its product is annotated as bidirectional sugar transporter SWEET5-like. Gene Ontology annotation, biological process: carbohydrate transport. NCBI's taxonomy places the organism in Eukaryota, Viridiplantae, Streptophyta, Magnoliopsida, Solanales, Convolvulaceae. Gene Ontology annotation, molecular function: sugar transmembrane transporter activity. The coding region runs from base 205 to 924 and encodes 239 amino acids. The record is from RefSeq and is a predicted model, not a curated record. Gene Ontology annotation, cellular component: membrane. The transcript is spliced from 6 exons.
UUCAUUUCUACGGUGAUCCUUAAACCUUGUUAACUGCUAAUCAUCCCAUUUUGCUUCUUUAAAUUUCCCUUCAAUCACUCACUCUCACAUCUCAUCAUCAACUUUAAUUAAUUUCCUCCAAUAUAAUCCUUCUUCUCAUCUCAUCUCUUCUUUAAUUUCCAUCUCUUCUCAUUUCAUUCUUUAAUACACAACAACUAAAUCAUCAUGGUGAACAGAGACGUUGCACGAACUAUAGUUGGUAUUAUAGGAAAUAUCAUAUCAUGCUUCCUCUUCCUCUCCCCAGCUCCGACAUUCUCCAAGAUAAUCAAAUCCAAAUCCGUUCAAGCUUUUAAGGUAGAUCCAUACCUUGCGACGAUAUUAAAUUGUACGAUGUGGGUGUUCUAUGGAAUGCCAUUUGUCCAUCCUGAUAGCUUGCUAGUUGUCACAAUUAACGGUGCUGGUCUAGUUAUCGAAGCGGCCUAUAUCAUCAUCUUUUUCAUCUACUCAAAGCCUAAACAACGAAAGAAGAUUGUGAUUGCACUUAUAGUGGAAGCCAUCUUCUUUGCCGCAAUCGUCACCGUUACCUUGACGGUUCUCCACGGCACCAAGAAGAGAUCUGCACUCAUUGGAAUUGUGUGUAUCGUUUUCAAUGUUCUUAUGUAUACCUCUCCUUUGACGGUCAUGAAACGGGUUAUUACCACAAAAAGUGUGAAAUACAUGCCCUUCUACUUGUCACUUGCCAACUUUGCCAAUGGCUGUGUGUGGUUUUGUUACGCUUUCAUCAAAUUCGAUCCUUACGUUCUGAUCCCGAAUGGGCUUGGAGCACUCUCGGGAUUGGUACAACUCGUACUUUUUGCAAUGUUUUAUCGCACAACCAAUUGGGACGAGAAUGAAUCCAACAACGAGGUUGAACUCUCCUCCGGCAAAACCGGCGAAAACGUUUGAGGUUUACAUACAUAAUUCUUCCAAAUUGGCGGCGGAUGAUCGAGUGGCGGCUGCGGCUGCUCUGCUGUUUGAAUUGAAUCUCAUCUAUUUGCCCGACCAGAUUCCGAUGAACAAUAAUCGUUGAGGAUUAUCACACUGCGGAGACUGGUUUUAACAAUAAUGGGGCCCUGCAUUCUGCGACCUUAGCAUUAAUUAGUAUCAUCGAAUUGUAUUUUUGGAUAUAUAUACGAUGCAAUGAUGCUAAUAAUUUGUGUUGUAUAUAUGAAAGAUGUGGAGCAUGAUUAUUAUAUUAAAAGGGAUUUUUGGUUGAGAGUUUUA